AUGACUUAUAAAUCUUUAGAUAUUCCAAAAUUAUUAUAUUCGGUAAAGGAACAAGUAAAUCUAUUUGAAACUUUUCGAACAGAAAAACCUACAACUUAUAUGAGAAUGUCGUAUUCAGCUAAAGAUAUUGGAUAUAAAUAUUUGAUGACAGCAAGAUUAAGUCAAGAUAAGUUGGAAAAUCUCUUUAGUAUCAUUAGACAAUCCAAGGGUUGUAAUGACCAUCCUAAUCCUGAUGAAUUUUUAACUAUUGUGGAAUAUUUGAGUUUUUACAAUUUAGCUAAAACACCAAGAAAUGGCAAUACUUUUUCCAGUAUUAUUAGCUCUUUAAUAUGUCCAAAACAGCAAUUUAUGAAGAAUGAUCAGUCCAGAUUUUUUAGAAUUGAUAAUUUACUUGAAAGCGGAAAAUUAUUAAAGAGUAAUGAAUAUUUAAAAUGUGAGAAACUAGAAAAUUCAGAUAUUAUUUAUCAACACAGUAAUUUGCAAUUAAUUUAUUAUAUUUCUGGAUAUGUGAUAAGAAAGUUUUUACCAAAAACAUCCUGCACUGAUUGUAAAAAGUAUCUUGAUGCAAAAUCUAUUAAUGCAACUGAUAUACAUCCAGAAUGUGCAGGAUUUACAAAGGAGUUUGAUAAAGGAGGAUUGAUAUAUCCUUCAAUGCCACUAUUUUAUCUUAUAUGUGAUAUUGAAAAUUUAUUUACAGAGUGUUUUAGUUUCAACAAAUUACAUGAAGAGAGUAUACUCGAUAUUUUAUCUAAUUUAGGAAAUAAAAAGACAAGAUAUGUAGGUUGUGAUAUUCAUAAACUUGCUUUAACUGAAAAAAUUGUAAGAUUUUAUAUUAUAACGAGAAUGCAUUUUUAUUUGAAACAAAUACAGAAAUGUCAGGAAGAAAAAAGAAAAAAACAACAAUAUUUAAAAAUAAGACAUACAAAAUAA
Molecule: messenger RNA, 930 nt
Organism: Centruroides sculpturatus (bark scorpion)
Lineage: Eukaryota; Metazoa; Arthropoda; Arachnida; Scorpiones; Buthidae
Exons: 2
Coding region: 1-930 (309 amino acids)
Source: RefSeq, a predicted model, not a curated record